CCUUAAGUCAACCAUUUAAGUUACGGCUUGGCGCAUCUAAAUUAAAUGGUGACAAGACGAGCUGGUUUAGAGGCGAGUUGUUGAAGCUUUCAAUGAAUUGGUGCAAAUAACGCUGAUCCGGUGAAAAACGAUUUUUAAUAUAAUAUUUGAUUUUUCAAUAAUAGUGAAACAGUGCAAUCUAUCUAAUGUAAUUUAGUGGUUUGAUAGUUUCCCUCCAAAUAAUCUAUCCUACCUACUAUUGCCAUUCGCCUGUGUUCCAACCUCAGAUAUGCCUCUUUUGAAAAAAAAACCGUUCGAAAAGCAUUCAAUAUCAGAAUAUCUAAGAGAUGAUGAGGAAGUAUUUUAUUGCGAAAUUACCGACGAAAUAUUUCGUGAUUAUGAAGAAUUUUCCGAAAGAAUGUUUUUAUACAACUCGAUGGUUUGGACAUGUUCAAUGACUGGAAAACAAAAUUUAACAUAUCAAGAAGCCCUGGAGAGCGAGGAAAAUGCCAAGCAGAGCCUAAAAGAAUUUCCUAUGGAACUACGACUACCUAUUUUGUAUCUAGCUAGUAAAACUCAAAGGAAUUCCUUUGGAGAAAUGGCCGAAGAUGUAUUCAUGUUCGUUAAAGAUCGCUAUUUUAUUGGAGAAAACUUGGAAACUUCUUUUACUGGUUCAAAAUGGAAAGACUCGCAUGUUCUACAGGUUAUCGCUCCACAAGAAGAUCAACUUAAAAAUAUCACUAAAAAUGGGAAUGAUCCCGACCGUCUAUUUUGGCCACCUGCUAGCUUGUUCAAAUAUGAAUUGGAACAUCUAGAUGCCGAUGAUAAUGACAUCAGCGAAAUAAUGAUAGUAGACUGCAAUCAGAUAAGACGAAAGAAAGGGUCCUUCAACAGAGAUAAGUGUAAAUUAUUCCUAAAACAGUAUAUCGAACAUGGCCCCAAUGGCAUAUUUGCAAUCAAACCCUCCAUAAUAGAAGAUUUUGGCAUUAACAAAAUGAAGUUUGACCAGAUAUUUGAUGGACCUCUACCUAAUUUUGAACAGUCGAAAAAAAAAGAGAAGGUUCCAAAUGGCAAGAAGAAAUCCAAACAAGAAACUCUUGCAAAAUUUCUGACUAAACCUAAUGGUGCUUCCACGACAGACAAACAGACUAGCUCUGAAAAGAGAGUCAAUCUCUUAGAAGAAAUGAAGAAGAGGGAAGAAGAGUUCAGGUUGAAGAAGCUCUUGAAAGAAGAGGAAAAGCUGGCUCUGAAGAAAAAACAGAAACAGGAAAGUGUAAAGUUGAACAGUUGCAUAAGGGAGUGGUCCAAACCAAAAGAGGAUUUGAUGCUUGAAGAUCAAAAGAAACUACCUGUUCCCAUGCCAGUCAAAACAAAAGUAUCUGACAAGUAUUUUGGAGAAAUGCUGAUGGUAAUGGAGUUUAUGGAAACAUUCUCAAAGUUCUUGUCAACGAAAGACUUUUUUCCUGGCGGUUUCACCUUGGAACUCAUGGAGCGAGCGUUAACAGAAAAAGAGGUGGCUGGUCCACUCACUGACAUUUUUCAGAUGUUUCUCACUGCCCUGUUCAAUGUUCAAGAUGAGGAGUCUAAUCAGUAUAGGACGGUCAUAGAAAGUACAACAGGAAUAAAAGAAGAAGAUGUUUCGAAUAACUUAAGCUUGACGGAUGCGACCCGCUUCGCUACCGUGGCAUCCAGCUGGAGUAACAAAUAUCAAGGCCUUCCACUGGCACGUCUUCCCCUUUACUCUGUUACUGUGUCUGAGGUAUUGCGGUUACAUCUACUAGCUUCAGGAGCACGCAUCAAUGAAACUGGAGCUAGAUGGAGGUACGCACAAAGAGGUGGCUACACCAGCGAAGAUGACCCUGGAAUCUUUCUUCGACUAAAUCAGCCUCACAUCCUCAAAGCAUUGGCGUACCACAACGUCGUCCAACUUCCCAUUGCCGAUAAGCUUUCUAUCAUUUCAUGUCUAAUCAAUCAACUACUAACGUACGCCGACGUGAGGGACUUUGUAGAAGAGCGUCUGGAUCAAAUCAAAAACUUGAAAACGGAUUUGAAAGUUCUUCAAAUUGCAGAGAAGAAGAGAGAGCAGGAAUUCGUCACUAAUAAAAUGAAAUUGCAGAAAGAGAUAAAGGAAACCAAGGCAGAGAAUCAGUCUAAUUUGAGAGAAGCAUUAGAGAAGCUUGAAAAAGACAACGAAAGGAAGCAGAUCGAGAAUACCAGAAAGAUCAGCAAGGUUAUGACCAGUAUUUUCAGCGAGCAAUCACUUAUGGGUACUGAUAGAGCUUACCGGAAAUACUUGAGGAUGGAUUCUGUCCCAGCGAUAUUUGUUGUGGACGAAGAUGAAAAUUUAGGAGAAUGUUUUAGCGACAUAUGUAAACAGAACCCAGAUCUGGUCAAUGCCAGUCGCCAGCAGCUGUUGAAGCACAUGAGACGACUUCAUAUUGAUGGAAAUAAAGAGAAUACUCCAUCUAAAUCGCCAAAAAAGGCCAAUGGUGUCCUGAACUCUGUUUGCCAUGUCGAUGAUGAAGAAAGUUGUAUGGAACUUCUUAUGUGUUCAACUGAUCCUAAGACAUGCAAGAUUCACUGCGUAGCAGCUGACAAGACCAAAUGGUCAUUCAUUCAUGACGAGUUUCAACUGGAGGAACUGGAACGUGGCCUCAACAAAAGGGGAUUGAGGGAAGGAGAGCUGCUUCACGUGAUCAAGAAUGACAGAAUUAGGUUGUCGAAUGUGAUAGCGCAGACGCCUGUAAAUUAUUUGAAUCCCGAUGUUGAGAUUGCUGAUGACGAAGAAAAACGUACCAAGAAUAAAAAAGUCAAGGACAAAUAUGAAGACGCUAAUUUGGGAUAUGCGUCCACCAUGGCUCCUGAAGAGGUACUUGAGAAUGCUCUGCUUGACAACAUUCUUGAGAUGGAAGAAAAAAUAUAUGCUGGAAGUCUUGGCAGCCUGGCGGUGAUGGACAGAGACGAGUGGAGAACAUGUUUGACACGAAAAGACUACGAUAAUUUCGAGAAAACCAUAAUCAAACAUGAUAAGGCAAAACUCUUGAAAAUCAAGAAAGCAGAGAAGAAGAGUAAUAGUAGACCACCAAGCCCAGAUAAUUCUAAUGUCAAAAACGAGUUCAAGGAGUAUCAGGACCCUGGUCGCUAUUUGGGAACAACUAGGGAUGCUGAAAUAGAACAGUGGGAUGAUGAUUGUAAAGUUCCUCUUGAACCACCUGAAAAUUUAUUGCGGUCAAUAGUAGGACUUUCUACAGCGUUAGCUCAGGUCGCCCAGGCAGUUGAUCCAAAGUAUUUAAAGAAACCUUUAGGAAUUGCUGAUGUAACUAGAAACGACAAAAAACAGGAGUACGAUUAUUUGGACAGAUGGGAACAAUCACUCUUAGCUUCUACAAGUUAUAGUCAAGUUUUCUUACACUACAGUACCUUAGAUUCAUGCGUGAUGUGGUCAAGGUCUGCCCUGUUAGCCCGAUGUAGGAUAUGCCGAAGACAAAAAGAUUCUGAAAACAUGCUUCUAUGUGACAACUGUAACCUGGGACAUCAUCUUUACUGCCUGAAGCCAAAAUUAACGAGUAUACCCAAAGGAGACUGGUUCUGUGACAGAUGUAAAAGGGAAAAAGAGAAAGCAGCCAAACUCCUCAGUCCACAACCCACGCCCACAAAGAAAAGAAGAAUAUUCAGAGAUGAAGACAUAGAGGAAGAAGAAGAAAGCAAUGGGGAAGUUGAAGAGUGCCCUGUCGAUGAUGCUGAUUCUUCAGAUGAGGAAAUGGAGGUGGAUGAAGAAGUUAGAAAUGGGGAAAUAAAAAUAGAAAUCUGUAAGACAUGUGGUUCUGGUGGCGUACUGAUUUCCUGCGAAAAAUGCACUUCACAUUAUCACAUAGAAUGUUGUAACCCGCCUUUAAGACGAGCACCAAGAGCUCCAUGGCAUUGUAAUUCCUGUAAAAAUCCCAAAGAGAGAAGAGAGAGGAAACAAGUAUCAGAUUCCGAAGAGUCUGGGGACGAAGUCAUCAUCAACCAAAGACGGUCUCAUCGAAGAGAAGAUGGCAGAGAGGAUCUACCCCUACACAAUGUGGCCUUGCAGGAACUGUUGACAGAGGUGAUGAGGCAUGAUGAUGCAUGGCCUUUCCUCAGGCCUGUACCGAAAAAUGAGGUACCUGACUAUUAUGAUGUGAUCACAAAACCCAUGGAUUUCGGAACAAUUAAAUAUAAACUUAAUAUGGGAGAAUAUGCGGAAGAUGGUCAAUUGAUGCAGGAUGUAGUUCUAGUAUUCGAAAACUGCAAUACAUAUAAUGACACUGAUGCAGAUGUUUAUAAGUGUGGUGUUAGAUUACUGCGAUUCUUUGAGAAAAAGGCGAAAGAAUUAGGACUUAAGUUACCUGAGGAAAUGGAAACUGAAACUUUGAAACCACCGAAGAGUAAAAAAAGACGCACUAGAUAAGAGUAUGAAUUUUAGUUCAUUCACAAACGUAUAG
Messenger RNA from Leptinotarsa decemlineata (Colorado potato beetle), 4445 nucleotides. It is a transcript of the gene Acf, whose product is annotated as ATP-dependent chromatin assembly factor large subunit. Gene Ontology annotation, cellular component: CHRAC; nuclear chromosome. Gene Ontology annotation, molecular function: DNA binding; protein binding. The record is from RefSeq and is a predicted model, not a curated record. Gene Ontology annotation, biological process: positive regulation of DNA replication; chromatin remodeling; regulation of DNA-templated transcription. Lineage: Eukaryota; Metazoa; Arthropoda; Insecta; Coleoptera; Chrysomelidae.